Medioppia subpectinata is the source of this 236-nucleotide messenger RNA. The record is from the annotation of a GenBank genome assembly. Lineage: Eukaryota; Metazoa; Arthropoda; Arachnida; Sarcoptiformes; Oppiidae.
CGAUGGCUAAACAGCGCGUAACCCUUGAAGUGCUCUCAUAUCACGCCUCAGCACAAGAAGAAGAAGCCAUCAAAGUUUCGCGAAUGCUUAUUCCGUCGACAACUGCUCUCCAUUUAACGAGUCUUCGUUUCAAUGACUUUAGUCUCGACGAGGAUAUGAUGAUCAGAGGCUGUAUUCGUAUGUUUCUUGAUCUCGAUUUAAUUGAGAGAUUUCACAUCGACUACAAAGUAUGCAAA